AAGCCACACCCAUCGGCGAGCGGAUCCGGGGGCAGCGAGUCGUCGGCCGCUGCGCUCGAGCCUCCGCCCGCACCGAGCCGCGGGACCCGGGCCGCACCGGGGAGGGGCCGCUCCGGGCCGCAGCGCGAGGGCAGCGAGGGGCGGCGGGCAGCCGGCACCGGGCGGGGCCGGCGGCAGCGACCAUGAUCGCUUUGUUCAACAAGCUGCUGGACUGGUUCAAGGCCCUGUUCUGGAAGGAGGAGAUGGAGCUCACGCUGGUCGGGCUGCAGUACUCGGGCAAGACCACCUUCGUCAACGUGAUCGCGUCAGGACAGUUCAAUGAGGAUAUGAUCCCCACUGUGGGUUUCAACAUGCGCAAAAUCACCAAAGGGAAUGUGACCAUCAAGCUCUGGGACAUCGGGGGACAGCCCCGGUUCCGCAGCAUGUGGGAGCGCUACUGCCGAGGAGUGAGUGCCAUCGUGUACAUGGUGGACGCUGCUGACCAGGAGAAGAUUGAGGCCUCCAAGAAUGAGUUGCACAACCUACUGGACAAACCCCAGCUGCAGGGCAUCCCGGUCUUAGUCCUGGGUAACAAGCGAGACCUUCCGGGAGCAUUGGAUGAGAAGGAGCUGAUUGAGAAAAUGUUCUCCUCUGGCUCCCCCCCAGGAAUCUUUCUGCCAUCCAGGACCGAGAGAUCUGCUGCUACUCCAUCUCCUGCAAAGAAAAGGACAACAUUGGUGCGCACAUCACCCUACAGUGGCUUAUUCAACACUCAAAGUCACGGAGAAGCUGAGACCGCGGUCCUUCCCCCUCGGACCAGGGACCUGCUGUCAUCCAAACCCGAAGCCGAGCUCCCCGCCCACCCCGCCGUCCCCCCUAAGCCUGCCCCUCCUCACUCAGCGUGGGGAGGGGCCCUCUGGGGAUCCCAGAGUCCUGUUCUGCUGAGGUUUGAACUCCUGAUUUUAUUGUAAAAUAAACUGCUCCCAUUCUGGUCCCCUAACCUCUGGCCCUCCCCCUUCCCUCUGUUCCCCCCCCCCCCCCCGCUUCCGUCCCCUUAACAGCCCAGGCCCCACAGCCCCUGCCCUCCACUCUCCCGUGUCCCACCCCUACGCUGCCCUUUUCAACACUCUUCUGUUAUUGUCCUGUGUGUACAGUAUAUAUAUGUAUAUAUAUUUUAAUUUUUUAAUUUAAGCAAAGACUAAAAUCACCCAUUUGAUGCUGCAGGGGCCCAUCAGGAUCUGGGAGGGGGGCGGUGUGGAAGGAAGGCAAGAGAGGCAGGGCUGGCUCUGGGCAGGUUGAGAUUAGGAAAGUGAGCGCCCCUAGGGCAGGUACCAGCCUGGGCACUGGUGGCCGUCCCCAUGUCCCGUUUGUUUCCACUUCUCAGUCUGGCUUGUCCCUGCAGUGCUUGAAUGUCACAGGCUGACAGGAGCGUCCAGAGGUGCCCCUCUCUGCCCCCAGUCUCAGCAGGGCCACCGGGCACACCCGAGUGCCAGAGACAACCGGGCCAAAGGGGCAGGAGGCCAGCCUCCACGCGGCCCCGGCAGCCCCUCCUGCCCCUUCCUAGGGCCCCCAACUCCAUGGGCCACCUCAUUUUCUGUUCUCAUUUUGCAGAGUUGCACAAGGAGAGAACUCAGCAUGGGGGGUUGGUUCUUUGGGUUUUGUUUUCUGUUUGUUUAUUUGUUUAAUUUAAUGAUUUGUAAAGUGACGUUCCUCUUCCUUUUUUACACUUUUAGCUCAUAUUUAACCUCUGUUUGGAAAAUGAUUCUUGUAACUGUACAUUUUUUUGCCUCCUAACAACAAGAAUAAAUGACCAGUUUUGUGUUG
Messenger RNA from Mirounga angustirostris (Northern elephant seal), 1803 nucleotides. It is a transcript of the gene ARL8A, whose product is annotated as ADP ribosylation factor like GTPase 8A. Lineage: Eukaryota; Metazoa; Chordata; Mammalia; Carnivora; Phocidae. The record is from RefSeq and is a predicted model, not a curated record. The transcript is spliced from 7 exons. Gene Ontology annotation, cellular component: lysosomal membrane. Gene Ontology annotation, molecular function: GTPase activity; GTP binding. Gene Ontology annotation, biological process: protein transport; anterograde axonal transport. Bases 183 to 950 code for a protein of 255 amino acids.